This is a messenger RNA of Scatophagus argus, 1206 nucleotides long. It is a transcript of the gene gjd6, whose product is annotated as gap junction protein delta 6. Lineage: Eukaryota; Metazoa; Chordata; Actinopteri; Scatophagidae. The record is from RefSeq and is a predicted model, not a curated record. The transcript has a single exon. Gene Ontology annotation, cellular component: connexin complex. The coding region runs from base 1 to 1206 and encodes 401 amino acids. Gene Ontology annotation, biological process: cell communication.
AUGACGGAGUGGACUCUGCUCAAACGUCUCUUGGAUGCUGUCCACCAGCACUCCACCAUGAUCGGCCGCCUGUGGCUCACCGUCAUGGUUAUCUUCAGGCUGCUCAUUGUUGCUGUGGCGACUGAGGAUGUGUACACCGACGAGCAGGAGAUGUUUGUAUGCAACACACUGCAGCCAGGAUGUUCCACCGUCUGUUACGACGCAUUUGCGCCCAUUUCUCAACCUCGCUUCUGGGUUUUCCACAUCAUCAGCGUCUCCACACCAUCCCUCUGCUUCAUUGUCUACACGUGGCACAACUUGUCCAAGAUGCCCCACAGCUCCACUCAGAGGCAGAGGCAAGGACUAGGGGAAAUCCCAUGGCAGGAAGGCCAAAACACAGGGCAAGGUGGUGGCCGGGAGGUGUAUGAUCCGAGCUGUGACUCAGACAGCUGCUCCAUUCACUCCCAUAAGCACUUAGGCCACAGCCUAGCAGAUGUGCUGGAGGGCAUAACAGGUCACAGUGCCCAGAGGGGAGACCCUAACAACACAGUGUCUUUGAGUAACACCCAGGCUUGUGCUUUCAGAGAUGGGGGUGCAGAGGGCCAUGUGGUCUCUGGAGGGGUUCUGUCUAAAUGUUAUGUUUUCCAUGUGUGUUUACGGGCUGUUCUUGAGGUGGGCUUUGUCCUGGCCCAGUGGAAGCUGUUUGGCUUCCAGGUGCCUGUCCAUUUCCUUUGUACCUCCACACCCUGCAGCCAGCCGGUGGACUGCUACGUCUCAAGGCCCACAGAGAAAACCAUCUUCCUGCUUUUCAUGUUUUGUGUGGGUGUGUUCUGCAUCCUGCUCAAUCUGCUGGAGCUCAAUCACCUGGGCUGGAAGAAGAUCCGGCAGGCAGUAAGGCUGAGGGAGACGGCGUCAUGGGAAGGCUGUCCAGGUAUGAGGGGCGGAUAUGAAACCUUCUCCCCAGACAGCCCUUCUCUUACAUCCUCUUCAGGCUUCAGGGACAAGACCAGCAUCACCUCCCUGCCCACUCUGGACCUGGUAGUGGGUCACGAGGCUGACUGGACCUGUACUGUGAACAGUGGCAGCAUGAGGGAAACUGAGGAGGUCACAGAAAUUAGACUGGAGCAACCAAAAAGACAUGGCGUCCAUAAAGCAAAGAGGCAGCCUCUGAAGAGUAAGAGGGACAUCACAGGGACCAAACAGAGGAGUGCUGAGGUCUGGAUCUAA